UGAACUUAAAGAGUUUGAGGUUAUGUUAUAAAAAGAGUCAUGUAUCGCUACCGCAGUUUAAAAUUCGCUUUAAAUUCCAGAUUCGCAAGCACACUUCCUUCAGAAAACGAUAGUAUUAACCCGAUAUUCACUAAUCGCAACCCAAGAAGCUUGGAAUAUCUUCGAAUCGCAAAUAAGCCGGACGGCUACUAUGUCGACAAGCCAGGACGCUCCUACUGGCAUAAAUUGCAAUUGACACAAACCGGCCGCCACGUGACCGCGUCGUUGGUGCACCACAUCAACGGCCCGGUACUCGUGGCGAGCACGAAGGAGUGGGCCAUUAAAAAGCAGCUGUACAAGACCACCGACUCGUCGGCCUACAUGAACGUCGCACGCGUCUUCGCGCAAAGAUGCCUCGAAAGCGGUCUGAUCGAAUUUAUGUGCGAUCUCGAGUCGGAACACAACAACAGUAAGAUUGCGAAGUUUCUAAACGUGCUGCAAGACUUCGGCCUGAAAUUGUCGGAGCCCGAGCAGUACAAAACUAUAUUGCCAUGGACAAGGGAAAGACCACCGAAACCUUGGGAUAUAACCGAAUAAGGCGUUUAUUAGCUACUACAUAAAUUACAAUAAAUGUUACUGUUCGUA
Molecule: messenger RNA, 624 nt
Organism: Photinus pyralis (common eastern firefly)
Lineage: Eukaryota; Metazoa; Arthropoda; Insecta; Coleoptera; Lampyridae
Gene: mRpL18
Product: 39S ribosomal protein L18, mitochondrial
Exons: 3
Coding region: 40-576 (178 amino acids)
Biological process (GO): translation
Cellular component (GO): ribosome; mitochondrion
Molecular function (GO): structural constituent of ribosome; 5S rRNA binding
Source: RefSeq, a predicted model, not a curated record